Molecule: messenger RNA, 2347 nt
Organism: Sitophilus oryzae (rice weevil)
Lineage: Eukaryota; Metazoa; Arthropoda; Insecta; Coleoptera; Curculionidae
Product: protein DEK-like
Exons: 11
Coding region: 1-1650 (549 amino acids)
Biological process (GO): regulation of double-strand break repair; chromatin organization
Cellular component (GO): nucleus
Molecular function (GO): DNA binding; histone binding
Source: RefSeq, a predicted model, not a curated record
AUGAAUUUUAAUCAGCAAAAUUUAGUAAAUGACAGGAGUGCUACUGAAAAUCACACAGAUUCUUCUCAGGACUCCCUUGAUACCAAGGAAAUAAAAUCCGCCGAAACAGAAGAAAAUAAUGUAGAUGCAGAUGCUCCAGCUGAAAAAUCAAAGGAGGAGAGCACCGAGGGAGAAUCGGAUCAUAAACCAGAUAAAAUUGAUAAAAAGAAAGAUGUAAAUGAUACAUCUGAUGAAGAAACUGUUGAGGAUAAAACAAUUCAGGAAAAUAAUGUAGAACCUGUCAAUGAGGAAGAAGAAAAAUCAGAAGAUCCGAAAAUAGAGACCAAAUCGUCUGAACCAAAUGAUAAGGCAGAUGUUGAAAAAGAAGAGGAUGAAAAAGUUAGUGCUGCGAGUGAAAAAACAGAAGAGGAAGAAGAAGAUGUUAUUGAUGAAGACGAUGAAGGUUCUGAUAAAGAUGAAAAGAGUAGUAAUGGUAAGAAAGCAGUACCACUGUUAGAUCAGCCAUUGGAAACAUCAGGAAAAAGAGAAAGAAAAAAUGUCCAGCGGUUUGAAGAAGAUUUUAAAGCUAAUGAUAAAGAUUCAGGUAAAUUAGAAAUAGACGAGGGAUCUGGUACCGCUCUUGGUGAGAUACCUAGAAUUGAAGCAUCUAUAGUGCGUUUUAAAAAUGAAGAUCUGAAGAUUCUUCACAGAAUCCUGUUUAAAACUGAAGGGAAGACUAGCUUACUGAAGAAAAACAUAAAAAAAUUUAAUGGUUUUGUUUUUAAAAAGGACUCUGAUGACUACAAGAAAAAAGUUGAUGCAUGUAAAAAAUUAGAGGUAAAAUCUUUGAAGAGUUUAUGUGAGAUGUUGGAUUUGGAAAAGAAGGGGAACAAAGACGAUAUAACAGAAAGGAUACUAGACUUUUUACUGGAACCGAAGGAUUCUGGUAAACCUGUCGGUGGUGGAAGGCCAAAAAGAGCUUCAGCAGUUAGGGCCAAUAACAGAGGGUAUUCGUCGCAUGAUGACUAUUCCAGUGAUGAGAGACAUGCUUCUCGAGCUAGAAGAGAUAAAGGAAAGCGGGCAAAUCUGAAAGACGAAACAUCUAGCGACGAAGAGUUCAAGCCAGACGACGCUUCGGAUGGCAGCGACGAGAAACCGCGCAACGUGGCUAAAAGAAAAAGGGGCCGCGCCAAAAAAGGCUCUUCUGAGGAAGACGAAGCCAGUUUGACUGAAGGAACAUCUGACGAAAGCGACGAUGAACCCAAAACUAAGAGACGAAAGUCCAUAACAAAGGUUAAUAGCAAAGCUAAAGCAGGUAGGGGCAGAGGUAGAGGCAGGCCAGCAAAAUCAGCAACAUCCACGCCAGCACGAAGAGGCAGGGGCCGCAAACCCAAAAACGUAUCCGAAUCUGAAGAAGAGGAAGAUGAAAAAAUGGAAGAAGAGAGUUCUUCAGAAGACGAACCAUUAGUAAAGAAGAAGGCUAAGAGCUCCGAACCUCCUACAGAUGAUGAAAUUAAAACCUUCAUAAAGAGUAUUUUGGAAGGCGCCAAUCUGGAAGAAAUAACGAUGAAGACUGUUUGUCAGAGAGUGUAUGAUAAUUAUCCCAACUUUGACUUAACCGCUAGAAAAAAGUUUAUCAAAGCAACAGUCAAAUCUUUAAUAUCAACGUGAGCUACUGGAUUUACAGCAUUUUCAGUACCGUUGUUCGUCAUCUUUGCUGUAUGUUUGAGUACAAAAUCCGAUUUUUCAUUUCACUGUUUUACCGGAUUUGCAACAAAUAUCCUAUAUAAUAGUAAUUUAACGUUAUAAUAUGUUUAAUUUAUGUAGGGACUACUCUAGAUGGUACUAAACAUUGUCCCAAAUUAAAAAAAAAUCAAUCUUGAAAUCUAGCACACUCUUAUUGUAUUUUGUUGAUGAAUAUCAUAGAUAUAAAAGUAGUUUAUAUUAUUUGUUUUUAUAUUUGCGAGUUUAAAUUUUUCUUUUACCUUAAUUAUAAUAUUCACUUAGUUUGUUGGGUAAACACUGAAUUGAUAUAUUUUACGCUGAAUUAUAUAUCAAUUAAGUUGCCCAUAAUAUAAAAUAAAUGUAUAGUGUAUAUUGUGUUAGAUUUUAAAGAUAAUUUAUCAAAAUAUCUAGUUUUCUUUGCUGUGUAUAUUUUUGAUAAGAAUCUGACUCACAAAUAAAAUCUGAUAGAUCUAUUUUAAUAUUUCGGAUACUAAAAUGAUGUAUUUUCUUUAAUAUCUUUCUUAUUUAAACAAAAAUAUCAGUUUACUUAAAAAUAGAGCUUUGAUGUCUCAAUCUUUAUGCGCUAUAGUCUUAGACUCACUGUAAUUCAAUUGUAUUAGUUUUAAAAUACAACUUUUAUUAU